AUGUGCGCCAGGAUCGCGUGCGCGCGCGAUCGGGCAAACAACGCCGACAACAUGCGGAAGGAGCGAGAGGUGGAGCUGGAGCGGAAGAAGAGGGAAGAUGAGCAGGAGAUGGAGCGAAAGCGGGACCUCAUCCGCGAAAUCCGAGCGCUGGAGAAGGUGCCAGUGGAGCGUGCCAAGCUCUUCGACCCCGCGGAGCCUCCGUGCCAGGGCUUGCUGGAGGAGAUGUCUCUGGCGGAGCUCAAAGAGCGGCUCCGGAUCGUCACAGCACAGAAAGAGAAGGAGCUGGACAUGAAGCGGGAGAGGCCCGCGGCAUGGAUGUUCUCCAUCUUGUCCGUGCUUGUUUGCUGGGCGGCAGCAGAGCAAGCUUGUUGUGGCAUGGGUGUGGCAGGGGAGUGCGUGGCCACGAUGGAUUGGCGACACAUGUUGGCGAGUCUUGCACCUGGCAGUAGUGCCAACUUCUUCAACACUUUCUUGAAGGUUUGGGAAGACGCCUCGCCUUUGACGGGCACCAUCUUUUGCCUGGGAGAUCGCCCCGGCUCCUGGAUCGUCAGCAACACCUAUGGCCAGAAUGGGGGUCUCUACGAUUCCUUCCAGGGCUUAACUUAUCUACGAAAUCUCUUCAUGGACCCCGGUGAUUCGGAGACCUGGGGAACAGUUGGACUGUACAUGGGCCUCUUUUGUCCUUCAGGCACCAGUGUGGAUCAGUACACCGAGCUUAAGGUUGGCUUUGCCUUCAACAAGUGCAACAGUGGUGUGAAUUUCAUGUUAUCCAUCAGUGCAGAUACCAUCGAAUGCUUUGCAGACAAGUUCGCGCCCGUGAUCAGCCGACUGGCUGGCCUGAUCCCGGAGCUGAGCUUCGGGAUAUCAAUUGACCGGAAACUGUUCAAGACGGUGACGGUGGCCCAUGGUGAUGGUGAUUCCAUCCGUGUGGGCAGCAUCACCUUACAUUCUCAUCUUGCCAUGAGCACCACAAUUCGGCUUUCCAUCGGUCAGUUGCUUGGUAUGGAUGAUACCAUUGGAGAUGUACUGGCCGGAGAUUUGCAAGCCCAGUUCGCAGUGGCCUAUGACAGCACUGACAGCUUGGUUUCGGCUCUGACUUGGAUGGCGUCCAGUGACCCCUCCGAUUCCUUGCCGGACCUGGUGGGUGGCUUUGCGUCCGCCUACAAAGUGGGCCCCACCGCAGCCGCGGCGCUGUUGCGGCAAAGCGGGGCGGCCAACCAGGUGGUGUCCCUGGUGGAAGGCAUCCAACAUUGCACCAGCAUGCUGCAGGUUAACGGAUACGUGACACUAGCCCUCAGUGAGCCCAGUCGGGGCAUUCUGCCAGACAUGUCCUUCCAUAUCUUCCAAGUGAACAUGAUGUUGCGAACCGGCCCGGCAGAGAGCAGUCAGGACGCGGACUAUGCGCAAUCCCACCUUCCGGGCCUGUAUUUCUACCUUUCGGCGGAUCUAGGUGCGUUCGUGCAGAGCAUCGUGAGCACCGUCCUUGGUCAGAUUGGAGGAUUGUUGGAUGUGGUGGGUGCAGACAUCAGCGGCGGCAUCUCCUUGAGCGCGAGCCAAGGCAUCGGCUUCUUUGUGAAUACCGCGGGCCUGGGGUUCUACACCGAAGCCAAGCUCGGGGGUUCCACCACCGAGAUAAAGUGCGUCUUCAAGUACGGCAACGGCAAGCUGAAGUGCAAGGCGCGGCUGGGAUGGGCCGAGCUCUUCCUGAGCGGUGGCAAGUUCGUGCUGCGGAAGAUCAACAACUUUGCCGGCAGCGGGGCGCAGGAAGUGGCGGAGUUCUUCAAGGAGGAUGUGGGAGGCACCGGCGCCAAAUUCGCAAAGUCGGUGGUGAACAAGGGCAAGAAGAUUGCACAGCGGGCGAAGUGCAAACUCAGUAACCUGCUGGGCGGUUCUUGUGGCAAGUCCGGAGGUACCCCAAGUUCGUGUGGAGAUGGAACGGAGUAUGUCAUCAAGAAUGAGGAGGACAAGUGUUUGUCGAUCUCUCCAGAUUGCUAUAGCCCCCAAUCUGAUGGUAAGGUCUACUUUUACGACAGCGCUAAAUAUUGUAUGCCUCUUUUUGAUGAAUGCACGCACUUCUCCAGCAGCUAUUCCACGCAGAUGCGAAACUUCUGGUGGUUCACAAAGGACCGGUAUUUGUGCAAUGAGUAUAUGCACAACAUGUACUUUGGUGACAUCCCAGAUCCGGACGAUAAUCCAAAAUGCCUUCGCCUGGAGAAUCAGAAAGUGUGGUUUUCCCGGUCUCCGAGCCAAUUUCACAUUGCCAAGAAGUCGACUGAGAGGUUCCGAGUGUCAUUCCAUGGCAUCACUGGUCCCUAUGGACAAGUCUGCCUUCAAAGUAGUUCCGGCGGUGCCACUGUGAACCAAGGUCGCCGGCGCAGAAGGUUCGGGCAAGAAGUGAUCGUCCGUGGCUACGACGGUGGCCGCCGGCGGCGGCGAUGUGACAAGGGUGGGGCCAGCAACAUGCGGAUCUACCAGAAGUUGGAACCGGGAAAUGGGAUGAACUACGAGAAGGAGAAUGGAGAUGCACAGUUCCUGAAGAAUUGCCGGUAG
Effrenium voratum is the source of this 2550-nucleotide messenger RNA. NCBI's taxonomy places the organism in Eukaryota, Dinophyceae, Suessiales, Symbiodiniaceae. The record is from the annotation of a GenBank genome assembly.